UGGCAGGCCCUCGUUCAAGUAAUAUCUUGCGAACUCAUCGAGGCUACUCUAAAGGCAAGAUUUUUUCCAUAGUACUUAACUGUGGGCACAUGCCCCGUUUAAUAAAAAUCACAGGGAGUGAUUAAUGGCUCAUAAUCAUGGAAUUUAAUUGAUAAGUAGUUUACUGUGCAGUUGAAGGGUUUUUGAGGCGUGGGUUUGAAUCAGAGAGAAGAAAAAAGUUAUGCAGCAGCUAGUGAUUUUUCUUUUGCUCAUGGCAUUGAGUUAUGCCGCAGAAUACGAAGGAGAAUGCGAGUCUAUUCCGCCGUUAACGCCCAGACUUCACACAGUUUCUGUUUUGGAAUUUGGGGCUGUCGGGGAUGGGAAAACAUUAAACACUGUGGCAUUUCAAAAUGCUAUUUUCUAUUCGCAGUCCUUUGCUGACAAAGGUGGUGCCCAACUUUAUGUACCCGAGGGAAGGUGGCUUACUGGAAGCAUUAACCUUACGAGUUAUCUGACACUUUUCCUGGAAAAAGAUGCGAUCAUUCUUGGCUCUCAGGAUCAUAGUUACUGGGAUGUAGUCAAACCUUUACCUUCUUAUGGCCGAGGUAUUGAGCUACAUGAUAGAAGAUAUGGCAGCUUAAUUACAGGAUAUAAUGUAACUGAUGUCGUGAUAACGGGCAAUAAUGGAACAAUUGAUGGCCAAGGCUCCUUAUGGUGGGAACAAUUCACUGCUCAUUCUCUAAAUUACAGUCGACCAAAUUUAGUGGAAUUCGUUGGUUCAAACAAUGUUGUUAUCUCAAACUUAACCUUCUUAAAUGCACCUGCUUGGAACAUUCAUGUUGCUUAUUGCAGGAAGGUGUUAGUUCAGAAUGUAACAAUUUAUUCUCCACCCAAUGCUCCAUACGCUAGCGGAAUAGUCCCAGAUUCUUCCGAGCAUGUUUGCAUUGAGAAUAGCAACAUUAGCACAUGUUAUGAUGCUAUUGCGCUUAAAAGUGGUUGGGAUGAGUAUGGAAUUGCCAAUGGAAAACCAACUGCAAAUGUUCACGUUCGAGGCGUUCGUGUGCAUUCUUCUUCAGGAUCGGGUAUUGCUUUCGGCAGCGAGAUGUCGGGUGGCAUAUCCGGUAUACUACUCGAGCACCUUCGCGUGCACAACUCCCCAACUGGCGUUGGGCUUAAGACAUCAAGAAGAAGAGGUGGCUAUAUCAAAGGCAUAUACAUAUCAGACGUGCUCAUGGAAAAUGUAACGCGAGGAAUUAAGGCAACAGGUCAGUGCAAAUCUCAUCCAGAUGACAGAUUUGAUCUUAAUGCAUUGCCAGUGGUUAGUGGCAUCACCUUUAAGGACGUUGUCGGUGUGAAUAUGGCUACAGCUGGGAUAUUUUAUGGAAUUAGUGAAUCUCCUUUCACUUCCAUAUGUUUGUCCAAUGUAUCUUUCUCUGUCACCUCUGACCCCUCCACAUCAUGGAUAUGCUCAAACGUGUUCGGUUCCUCUAUAAAUGUGUCACCCGAACCAUGUCCAGAGCUCAAGGGCUUAUUUACAAGUUUGUCCUCCGAUUGUUUCUCCAUCUCCUAUCCAAAUACUGAAGUUGCAGUUUCAUGAUAUAAGGUGCUGGACUUUCAAUUAUAUAGAAUAAGAUGCUAUUUCUCUACCAAUUCUGUUAUACAAUAUUCCAUACCCUGCUCUUCUUAUUGAACACCAGCUCCCUCCAGAAAACUUUUCCAGCAAUCUCUGAUCAUAUUACCGUGUACAGGAGUCAGGUUUUUCAAUUGGAGAGAAGUUUAGCAUUGUCAUUGAUUUCAAAUUGCCAGUCGAUCUUUCACAUUGUAAGUUUUGUAUUGGAUACUGCUGCAAGAUUGAUUGUUCAGAAUGAAAGGGUUUCUUGAUUGGAGAUGAUAUACAAGUUACUUUGCAUUCUGUCUGUA
Molecule: messenger RNA, 1899 nt
Organism: Olea europaea var. sylvestris
Lineage: Eukaryota; Viridiplantae; Streptophyta; Magnoliopsida; Lamiales; Oleaceae
Product: probable polygalacturonase
Exons: 7
Coding region: 221-1576 (451 amino acids)
Biological process (GO): carbohydrate metabolic process
Molecular function (GO): polygalacturonase activity
Source: RefSeq, a predicted model, not a curated record